Molecule: messenger RNA, 5388 nt
Organism: Oikopleura dioica
Lineage: Eukaryota; Metazoa; Chordata; Appendicularia; Copelata; Oikopleuridae
Source: the annotation of a GenBank genome assembly
AUGGACCACGACCAAGCUCAGUACCAGAAGCUGGUCGCUGCUGGCAACGUUUCCGCGGCCUUCAAGAUGGAGUUCAACUACGUGACGAAAACGGCAAAGAAGCAGAACCCAGUCGACUACAAAAAACUCUCUUCAGUCGUUAAUAACCUCAUGGAACUCUAUCUGACGGUUACCAACAUUCCCAAAUAUGCGAGUUCCAUUCCAGCCAUCAGCACUCGCUUACAGACGGACCUGUGGGAGCUUUACAGCACAGCGGCUCACACAACUCUGAUGAUGACGCUGGAUGAUGACCUUUGGAUUGACGGGCGAAAAGCGUGGCUGAAGCUCGAGCGUUGGGGAAAAUCGAAACGGUUUUUGCGCGCGUUCUUCCACACCUGGGAGUUGGCGACUCACCAGCAGUGUCGCCGGCUCUACAACGACUUCCGCGAAGACAUAAUCCAACAAUCAAGCGUCCCUGGGCUCGGCCUCCGCCUCAUAAAUGAAUUUCUACAGUUCAUCGACGAGAAAUUCAAAGUGCCAGCGCUCGACAAAAAGAUGAUGGACUUCGACGACAAGAAAGCGCUGGGAUCGCCGAUCCGAGAAACUUACAAAGAAUUGAAAGCGUUCAUGAGCGCAUUAAAGCAAGACAUCUUCAACCGCUUUCCAAAUGGAAAGAACUGGAGAAAGCACGAGUUCGUCUGCAUGGCCCGACUGAUAAAAUAUAUGAGCAAAUAUCUCACUCGGAAGUUCAUCACGCCUUAUGGCCUUAUUGGCGGUAUCGUCGAAAACGACAUCCAGGAGAUCAUCUACGGCUUCGCGCAAAUCUGUCACAAUAUCUGCCAAAACCUCGUCACACUGCCCGAAAAAGACUCGAAUGUACUCCUCGCUCUCGAGACUGUUCUGAUUCCGCUCAACGAAUCGAUAGGCCACAUGGCAGAAGCUUUGAGUAGAUUCACCGGUUCUAGAUUCAAACACCCUCACAAAUAUGCUGCCUUCUCAGUCUACAGCUUUCUUCGAGUGCUCCAGACGAUCGCUAAACGAAACGAUCUUGAUAAAACGAAGCAGCGCAAGAUCGUCGAGACCGGGCUCAAAAAUCUCGAAGGCUCUUUCAAGUACGUCUACUCGAUUUCCAGAGACGAUGAUAACUUCACAAAUCUGGAGCAUUGGAAUCUCAUCGAAUUGACAAUCAACGAGCUCGCCAUUACUUGCGAAACGAACAAUCUUUGCAGCUGGAAAAACUCGAACAGCGUGAGAAUCUUCAGAGAGAUGGAAAUCGAUCUUCCUAAGAACCGCCAACUAUCAAAAAUGGACAUCGUCUACAUAAAGUUAUUUCUCACUCAACUUUUUCUCAGCCUUAUCAACGAUGUCGUUGUUCCGAAAAUUCGCUCUUCGAUAUGUUCGAACACGCUGAGCGAGAAUGGCAUCCCGCAGAAAACUGAGCCCGUUGUGCUAAUCGUCGAUACCCUUCUUGAGUUCGGAGACGUCAAGAAACUUACGGAAGAAGAUCAAGACCUACUCAAGCUCGUCAUUUUUCAAUUGCAAGAAUUCUUCCCGAAGGAGACGAAAAAACUUGCGUCGAUGAGCGGAUCCGGCGGAGAUGAGAAUGACGAACUGACGACCGUCUGGAAGAUCCUGUCCACUUGGCAACGAGAUCUUCAAGGCGCGUGGAGCAAGAAAAUGGAAAAAGUCACUUCGAAGCCCCCUUCACUCGACAUUGAAAAAUUAUCCAAGAUCAAGGUCAAAACAGAAUUCAAAAAGACUUCUUCUGUGUCGCAAGUAUGCAACUAUGUCAACACGUACUACAUUGCGGCGCAACUUCUUUUGAUUCUUGGAAAACGAGAAGCUGGGAAUACGAUCCUGAAAGGCCUGCUUACUGCCCUCGUCGACUGGUAUUAUCCGAUGACAAAAGUUUACGCUUCUGUGAGUGAGCUUCUCGGUGAUCUUGUGAUGGACUUGGGUUCGUCAAUUUGGGUUGCGCGACGGCAUUCUCAUCUCUCUACCCAGCCCGAAUACGACGACGAUAUUCAUAAGACCCUGAAACGAGCAAAUGUUUGCCAUAUGACCUCGAAAGAUAAGAAACAUCUUGCUUUUGGUUAUAUGAUGUUCCAGGAUGGCAUCCCAGAGACCAAAAAGAGCUCCAUUGGUUGGAAAGAUGAGUCCAUCACCCAAAUCAUGUUAGAAACCUCUCUCUCUGGAUCUUCCGGCUGGUCAGAUUAUCAUGACAAGGCCUUUGGUCAUGUGGGCUCGAUGAUAACUGCGAAUCAAACAAGCGGCCUUCGUUAUGCCAUUCAACUCAUCAUCACUUUCCUGUCGAGUGCAUGCGAUCGGCAAUUCUACAAAACGAUCUUCGCUUCUUCGGCGAAGGCCGAGGGUUCAAUGAAAGUCCAAAAAAUUGGAAAAGAAAUCAUUGCGACCCUGCGGGCGCUUGAUAAAACCAUCUGGAUAAGUGUCGACUUCAUCGAUGAUCUCAUCAAACGAGGCAUGUCGAUCGAGGCGAGAAUGUUUUCCAACGAGCUGCUUGUUUUAUCCGAUAUUUGGGGAUUGCAGACUGCCAACAUAAUGGGGAAGACACUUCAAAUACGAGCACUGGAGCUUGAAGGUCAAACGCGCAAGUGGAAAGACGAAGUUCCAGCGCUUUUAAAAGUCUUCGAUAUCAACGAAGACAACCCAUUUAUGCGCGAAGUCAAUCCUCAAGCAAAAGCACAGGCGAUCUCACUUGACCCGCCCCGAAGAAAUUCUUCCCAAGUCGAUCAAACAAACUCUCAUUUGCCUACUGCGAAAGUCAAGGAAGAGUUCUUCGGUUUCACCCCUGACUCGCCGAUGGCAAAGAAAAUAAAGAAGAAAACAACAACGGAAACAACAAAAGCCUUCACAUUUCAACUUCCAGUUCUUCCUAAAAUUGGCAAGCUUGAUCUCGAUGUUGCACGGAACUAUGUUAUUGCACUUACAACUUUGUUCCGUGUUCAUCCAGAUCCUACUCGAGCUGUCAACGCUGGCCUGUUCCUCUUUAAAGAGAUCGCUAUCGCUGGUCAUCAACUAUCGCAGCUACUCCUGGAGCUUGCAUACGUAAUCGUUCUUCGCGCGACGGAACUCGAUAGACCAUCUGACGCUGUUGAGUACGUCAAAAAUGCUCUCGAGCCUGUCCGAAACUCCGAGAAAGUCAAUCCAAAGAAGUGCGGCCGAUUCGCGAAAUUGCAAGUGGCAAUCGUCAUUUACAAUAGAACCUUCGACGCGAACAAGGAAAAUCUUGAGCUAACCGCACCGUUUCAAAAAAUGGUCAUCACCAGCGAUGUGAAGACGCCCGCUCGACGGGGUAGAGUGAAAACAACUGGCGAUCAAACUCCAGCGAUUACUCCGAUGAAACCGGUCAAUGUGAAGCUACAGAGAAUGAAGAAAGAGAAGCUUCGAAUUUUCAAUGACGACGCGGCGAUAUCAUUGGCAACUCCAAAGAGCGCAAAAAUCAAGAAAGAAAUCAACGACGCUGAAUAUAAGCCUCGAACUCCCGUUUCGGCCACUCGAACAACUCGGACUACGAGAGCUACAGCUCGUCGAAUGAAAGUAGAAGCCGCUGAUGGAGAUCGAGCCGGGGCCACAAUUUUUGAAGAUCCUGAAGAAGAAGCGAGAGUCGGACCGAUGGGUGAUAUUCCAGAUCUGUCUCCCAUCAAAACGAGCCAAAAAGAUAAGACGGAGGGUGUUCGUCUCCAGAAUUUCGGUUCACGACCAGUCUCUCCGAUCGAGUCUGAGAUCAACACGAUCUUCAGUACUCAUACUGGAGCAGGCGAUUCGCCUCAGCUGAUCUCAGAAGAGGCCGUUCUGGAUGAAGCUCUCGCGACCGCCAAGGAGAACAGCGACAUGGAGACCAUCAGAGCGAUCUACAAUCUUCGCAUAGGCCAGAUUUUGCGCCAGGAACAAGUCGCACAGAAAAGCACGAUGGUCUUGAGCAAUUCAUCAAAGCUAGCCGCGCUUCACAUUGAUGUUAACGGCGUUGGAGCAGUUCUUGACACGCAGUACUGCGCUCAUACUCGUAUGUCCAACAAUGUCAGCUCAGUUCCGAAAGAAAACUUCAUCCAAGCAGAAGAUCUGUCGGAGAAUAUCAGGAUUGACUUUCCUUUUCUGCGACAGGAACUGAAUGAUAACGCCGUCUUGGUGAGCUUGAUUCCAGAUGUUUCGAAGACACUAUCCUGCACAUACGAAAAUUGCCUCGCGCUCGUCACUCGUUUGGAGCCCAACGGGAAGUGUAUUUCGAUCGGAUUCGAUGGUCAUGCAUUUGCCAAGGAGGCUCUGCGAAUGCGCGACAUGUGCGACAAGAUCUCUGAAGAGCUUGGCAAAGAUGUCAAAAACGCUACCAAAUGGUGGAAGGUGCGCGAUGAACGAGAAAAGUACUGUAAGGAUUUAGUGCUGUCUGUUCUCCCAGAUGUUCUUGGUCCGGCUCUUGCUCUAUUCACAUUCUCCAAAAGCAUCACUUGGACCAAUGCAGUUCCCAAGCCCAAAAACUCUCUUCACGCCGACUUUUUGAGCCAUGCGAUUCGGGCUUGGUCUCAUUUGAACACUCUCGGCAAGACGAAUGUCGCUGGACUCGUUGGAGUGACUAAACUCGACCUCGAUCGUCUGGCAAAGAACCACGUCUUUCAAGAAUUGGAAUAUCAGCGGACAACCGCUACAUAUCUCAUCCUCGGACGAGUGGUUCAAUCGAUCGCCAUGGAACGGAUGCCCAUUUGUCAGGGAAUUCGAAUGUCAAGGAUGCUCUCAGUAAGACAUGCGGAGUACCUCCUUCGACAACCAGCGAGCAAACGGUCUAUGGACAUCUCCAAUCUACUCUACGUCGUAGACAACCAGGUCAACCUCGCGAGUUCGGCCGCGACAGUUGGAAACUUCUUCAGGAGCGUUAAGCAAUGGAACGGUUACGCGUCCGUCAUGCCGAAUUCAUCCGAGUUGAUUGAGAAACUCAAUAAAUUCGACCUCUACGUCUUUGCUGGGCAUGGAAGCGGCUCCGACUGCGUUGGCGGCUGGGGACGUGUGAUCAGAAAAGGUGUAAAAAGCACCAUGCACCUUAUCGGCUGUGCUUCCGGCAGACUCCGCGAUCAUGGUCGAACUGAACCGAGGGGUGCAGUGACAAAGGUCUUGGACUCAGGGUCUAUGUCAGUAAUGGCCUUGCUCUGGAGCAUUACUGACAGAGACAUCGACCGAUAUACGCUGCGCUUGUACAAAGACUGGUUUAGCGCGGUUAGUAACUCGUCUAAAGAAACAGGACCGUGCCUCUCCCGAUUCAUCAACGAGUGUUCACGAGCCUGCAAGCUGCCGUACGUCAACGCUGGUGCAACUGUCAACUACGGGCUAAUCCCUACCUGCCACAACAUCCCUGAAGGUUGGGAUAAGGGAUUGCCCGAACAAAUUGACUACAAAAAGUAA